GAGGAGCGCUGUGGUAACCUGACCCUACAGCACCACAUGUUGGAGCCGGUUCAGAGGAUCCCUCGCUACGAGCUGCUGCUGAAAGACUACCUGCACCGUCUCCCUGACGACCAUGAUGACUUUCAACAUGCACAGAAAUCACUAGAGUUGAUCGCCACAGCUGCCGAGCACUCCAACACAGCCAUCAGAAAGAUGGAGCGUAUGCGUAAGCUGCUGAAGGUGUAUGAGUUGCUGGGAGGAGAGGAGGACAUCGUUAACCCUACUAACGAACUCAUCAAGGAGGGACACAUCCUCAAACUGUCGGCUAAGAACGGAACCUCACAGGACAGAUACCUCAUCCUGUUCAAUGAUAGGUUAUUGUACUGCGUCCCUAAACUGAGGCUGAUUGGCCAGAAGUUUGGGGUGAGGGCCAGGAUCAACGUGGAUGGGAUGGAGCUGAAGGAGAGCAGCAGUGUUAACGUUCCCAGGACCUUCCUGGUGUCUGGAAAACAACGGUCACUAGAACUACAGGCCAGGACUGAAGAAGAGAAGAAGGACUGGAUCCAGGCUAUCCAGGCCACCAUUCAGAGACAUGAACAGACGCUAGCCACGUUCCACCAUCUCAACUGCUCUCUCCGAGAUGAGGACUACACUCCUCCCAACUCACCUAAUUGUUCCGAGCUGGGGAAGCGUGCCCCCACUCCGAUCCGUGAGAAGGAGGUGACUCUGUGUAUGAAGUGCCAGGAGCCGUUCAACUCCAUCACCAAGAGACGCCACCACUGCAAAGCCUGUGGACACGUGGUGUGUGGAAAGUGUUCAGAGUUCAGGGCCCGUCUGCUCUACGACAACAACAGGGCUAACAGGGUGUGCAUCGACUGCUACACAACCCUAGUGGGGGUUCCCCCCUCCCCCGCCAGUCUGACCUGCAGCAUAAACAGACGACGGUCAAUACUAGAGAAACAGGCGUCGGUGGCAGCAGAGAACAGUGUGAUGUGUAGCUUCCUCCACCACAUGGAGAAGGGAGCAGGCAGAGGCUGGCAGAAAGCCUGGUUUGUCAUCCCAGAGAAUGAACCACUGGUGCUGUACAUAUACGGUGCUCCUCAGGAUGUGAAAGCCCAGCGCUCUGUCCCUCUGAUUGGCUUCGAGGUCUCCCUUCCUGAGUCAUGUGACCGCCUGGAACGCCGCUUUGCCUUCAAAAUCAGCCAAUCCCACCUUACGCUCUACUUCAGUGCUGAUGGGGAGGAGCUACAGCGCCGCUGGAUAGAGGUCCUAUCACGCGCAGGGAGAGGGGAGGAGCUACAGGCUCACGGUUCAAUUACAGAGGCCCUAGAGGAGGAAGGGGAGGAGACUGCAACCUCGGGAGAGAAUACAUGAUUGAUUUUGAGGCGUACAAUCAAUAUUAGAUCUGUUCUCGAAAGACACAAAACUACAAACUGUACAGAACAUGAGCAGCACACGCACAGUUUAAAACUUACAUACACACACAGGUAGACACACACAGGUACACACACGCACAGUUUAAAACUUACAUACACACACAGGUAGACACACACAGGUACACACACACACAGGUACACACACACAGGUAGACACACACAGGUAGACACACGCACAGUUUAAAACUUACAUACACACACAGGUAGACACACACA
This is a messenger RNA of Oncorhynchus nerka (sockeye salmon), 1631 nucleotides long. RefSeq names its product FYVE, RhoGEF and PH domain containing 1 (gene fgd1). Lineage: Eukaryota; Metazoa; Chordata; Actinopteri; Salmoniformes; Salmonidae. The record is from RefSeq and is a predicted model, not a curated record. The transcript is spliced from 11 exons. Gene Ontology annotation, cellular component: cytoplasm. Gene Ontology annotation, biological process: cytoskeleton organization; filopodium assembly. Gene Ontology annotation, molecular function: metal ion binding; guanyl-nucleotide exchange factor activity. The coding region runs from base 37 to 1353 and encodes 438 amino acids.